Molecule: messenger RNA, 794 nt
Organism: Malaclemys terrapin pileata
Lineage: Eukaryota; Metazoa; Chordata; Testudines; Emydidae
Exons: 4
Coding region: 1-630 (209 amino acids)
Biological process (GO): regulation of apoptotic process
Molecular function (GO): protease binding; death domain binding
Source: RefSeq, a predicted model, not a curated record
AUGUUUGGAAAAACAGCCAAAUCUUGUUUUUAUAACUGUGAAAAACCUACCAAAAAAGAAAAUGGGAACAGGAAUAAAUGGCUUUCUGAAAUCCUAAACAAUCACAGAGAGAAGAUACUGGAAGAGCUGGAUGUGAACAAAGUGCUGUCAUACUUGGUUUAUGAGGGAGUCUUUUCCUUGGAGGAAUACAAAGAUAUUUGGUCCCAGGAGAGCUAUAAGAAGAAAGCUGAAUAUUUUUUAGAUAAACUCACUUUAAAAGGCCCAAGUGCUUUUUCUGCUUUCUGUUCCAUUUUGGAGGAGGUCUGUCCCCACUUGCUCACAUGCUUUCUCCUUGACUAUAAAGACCAGAUGCGGAGAGGGUUCCCAGACUUAUCAUCUGAAAAAACAAAACUGAGGGCUGUAUCAGAGAUGGAUCUUCAUGAAACCUAUGAGACCAUUAACCAGGAAGGAAACCCUUCUGCUGAGGAAAAACUGAAUCAAUCAUUCAACAGGGUAACUCCAUCAUCUGAAAAUCCGAAUGGUGCUACGUGUAGUGUGAGUCAAGGAAAACCUUCUUUAAGAAGAAUAAAAGGGAGAAUACAUAGAAGCAAAAGUCUUGAUAGCAUUGAUUUCUGUGAGUUCAAUAAAUAACCAUGUAAAACAAUAAAACAGAAAGACAUGGGAGAGACCAUGGAGAUAACCAUAAGAAUACACCGAACACAAGCAUGAAUAUGAUAAACAGGGUGAAAGGAGAAGGCACCAGGAACAAAAAGGUGGUCUACAGUACAUCAGGGGAAGACUGUACCUAUGCAAUA